Molecule: messenger RNA, 746 nt
Organism: Emiliania huxleyi CCMP1516
Lineage: Eukaryota; Haptophyta; Isochrysidales; Noelaerhabdaceae
Exons: 1
Coding region: 86-616 (176 amino acids)
Source: RefSeq, a predicted model, not a curated record
UCAGGCUUGCCCGCUGGCCGGGACGGAGGCGGUCCCGGCAAACACAACCGAGGAAGAGACAGCGAGAACAGCGGCUGACAAGAUCAUGCCACGCCUGUCUGUCGCCGACGCGCUAGCCAUCCACCACGCCAUCCACAGCACCGCGGACACAGUAACCCUCGCCGACGGCACCGUCUGCCGCAUCAUCGUCUCCGCGAACCGCUGCCGCCGGUGCGACCUUCCGCUUGGGAUGUUCAGCAGCAACGCCAAGCUCAUGGCGCAAAAUAUGGACAAGGACAGUGCCGCGGCCAAGCGCGCCCGCCAGGGCGCCCAGAUUACACACAUCAUCCCGCUUGGCGCCAACGGGCAGCACGGGACGUACAACUGGGGGAUGAUCGAAGACGGGAGAAUCGCCAAAAAAUGCUUUGUGCUCGAGGACCCGACUCGGCCGCCCCAGGACCCCGCGCGCACGCCUCACGGCCACUUGCGCGCAGCUUGCACCUACCUCGACUGCCCGUACAACGAGCGGACAGAGGCCAAGCGGACUGGGGCCCUCUGGGACGCCGAGGGGGAGGGCAGCCAAAAGGCGAUACUUCACCGCCCCGCUUUGGCGCGAAGCUUGCGGAGACCUAGCUGACGCGGCCUAGUACUCCCUUCCGGUAGGCGUGGUACGUUCCGCCGGGCCUCCCCCUGGCGCCCUUCCAGCGCUGGGUGCGGCUGCCGGCGCCACCCGCAGCAGCGGCCGCCGCCCCGGCGCCACCCGCAGC